Messenger RNA from Durusdinium trenchii, 1764 nucleotides. Lineage: Eukaryota; Dinophyceae; Suessiales; Symbiodiniaceae. The record is from the annotation of a GenBank genome assembly.
AUGUGUCCCCUGGAUUUCUAUUUGAGGUCCUACCCAUACUUGAUGGGUCGCUUGGUGGACAUGUUUGGAGAAGGUCAAGAAGGGCUUCUCUUCGUCAUGGACCACACUGCUCUUUGUGGGCUGCUGGUCGUGGCAGGAGGUGCGGCCACGUUCUGCCGGCUCUACUUGAUCGAAACAGCGAUCGAGCGCAUCGCCUUCCGCUUGCGGCAGCAGUUUUUCAAAGCCCUCGUGGAGCGGCCCAUCGCCUUCUUUGACCAGAACAAGACAGGAGAGUUGGUGAAUCGGCUCGGGAAUGAUAUCACCAUGACGAGCCGGGUUCUCAUUGAUGCUUCGGCCGGGAUCCGUGGCAGUAUCACCGCUGCCGUGGGCACCUGUAUGAUCUUCCAACUAGCACCUCGAGAGAUGAUUCUGGGCCUCCUCUCCCCAGUCCUGGCGCUCUUCGUCACCGGUGUCCUCUACGGCCGCCUGGUGCGCCGCAUCGCUGAGCGACGACAGCAGCGCCUGGCCGAGGCGGUGCAGCGCGCGGAGGAGCGGCUCGGCGGGAUUCGCACGGUGCGCACCUUCAACGCAGAGGCGCGAGAGCUUCGAGGCUUUGAGGGACUUUUGGAUCUCGUCUAUCAAGCUGGAUGGCAAAAUGCGUUGGCCUCGGCUGGCUUGUCCUGUUUCUUCGUCACAGGAGGUGGCUUGUUCCUCCUUCACAUCAUUUACAACUGCGGCGUGAUGGUGUCCAGUGGAGUUGUGAGUGUCGGAACGACGGUAAGCCUGGCCAUGUACUGUCUUAUGGCUGGGUCUUCUUACACCGGGGUCAUGGCCGCCUAUGGAGACAUUCAAAAAUGUUUGGGCUCACUACAGAAGGUUUUGGACAUUCUGGGCACAGCUGAAGUUCGACCUGCCCUCAGCCAAUCGGUGGCUGCUGCAAGCGGCGCAGCAAGCGCACCUUUGGCCGUGAAGUUUGAGAAUGUGAGCUUCUUUUACCCAGCCAGGCCCCAAGCGAAUGUGCUUCAAGGAUUAAAUCUGGAUAUUCCGGCUGGAGCACGUGUGGCCAUUCUCGGCCGUUCGGGUUCCGGGAAGUCGACCAUUGCCCUGUUGCUGGCAGGGCUUUAUGCACCGACAGAGGGAAAGAUUUGGGUGGAUGGCCAUGACAUGGUGGCGGAGGACCGGACGGCUUGGGUGAGAUCGCAGCUGGGUGUGAUCAGUCAAGAACCGACUCUCUUUGCUAUGAGCAUCAAGGAGAAUGUAGAGUAUGGCUUAAGUCCUGACCCCGUGGAUCAGGCAUCCAACGACCUGAAAGUCAAGGAGGCAGCAGCUGCAGCUCAUGUGACUGAGUUUACCGAUGGCCUUCCGCAUGGAAUGGAUACGCUCGCAGGGGAGAGAGGUCAAGCCUUGAGUGGCGGCCAAAAGCAACGUGUUUGCAUCGCCCGAGCAUUGGCCCGGACUCCGCGCAUGUUGAUCUUCGACGAAGCCACCUCUGCUUUGGACUUGCGGAGCGAGCGGGCCGUGCACGAGGCAUUGCAAGAGGUCUUAUCAUCUCAGAAUUGUUCUUGUUUGGUCAUCACCCACAGGCAGCUUGGCUGUUGUAAGCACAGUGGGGAUCAACUCGUCGGGCUACCAACAUUGGCACAAACAGAUGGACUUGUUUUGCUGUUUCAGUUUCUGCACUUUUUUGAUAUAUACAUAUAUUAUAUAUUAUUAUAUCAUAUUAUAUAUAUAUACACGUUAUAUACUGCAUAUUAUAUGUUCCAAAACGCUCUCCAGCCUGGCUAA